GGUAGAGUACUUCAGCCAAAAGGUGCUGCCCAUCAACACUCUUGAUGAUGCGAGGAAGAAGGAACUGCUAGCUUUUGUCACCGUACUUAAGCGUUGGCGUCACUUUCUCCUCGGGCAUCUGUGAUUCACGUGGGCAAUGGACAACAAUCCGUUGACUUAUUACAAGACGCAAGACACGGUGAGCAGCACGAUCGGUCGAUGGAUGUACUUCAUUGACCAAUUCGACUUCAAAUGCAAGCAUAUCCCAGGCUCCUCGAACAAGGCAGCGGAUGCUCUUUCGCGAAGACCCGAUCUUUGCGCCUUGGUGCACUCCACAUUCGGCCUUGACAAGAACCUGCAACAGCAUUUCGUAAACAGCUACAAGUCGGAUCCGGGAUUCUCCACACUCUAUGCGGACUUAUCAUCGGAUCACCCGCCGGCAAGCAACUAUCGCAUUGUCGACGGCUACUUGCUUCUCCAUACACGAGGCAAGGACUUGUUGUGUGUUCCCCAAGACCGCAUCUUGCGCACUCGCCUCCUUGGCGAAUACCACGAUUUGCGGCUGGCGGGACACCUUGGCGUCGCAUGCACGCUUGCACGACUCCGCCAGCGAUUCCACUGGUCGGACAUCAUCAGCGACGUGCACCGGUACAUUCAGUCAUGUGCAGUUUGCCACCGGAACAAAGGGCGCCAUCAGCUCCCAUACAGCGAACUGAAACCAUUGCCGAUUCCUCGGGAACCAGGUCUCUCCAUUGCUAUGGAUGUGACCGGUCCUUUCCCUCACGAUCGCUUUGGCCAUGAUGGUAUUCUCAUGGUCGUUGACCGUUUGAGCAAGUACGCUCGAUUUCUUCCAUGCAAGUAUCAUGCGACAGCUCCCGAGCUCGCACGACUUUUGCAUACCGGCUGGUUUUGCAGCCACAGCUUUCCAGAAGACAUCGUCAGCGACCGCGACACUCGUUUCAUGUCGGCCUUUUGGACGGCACUCAUGGUGGAAUCCAGCACCAGCAUGAAACCAAGCUCCGCACGGCAUCCUCAAACGGAUGGGCAAAAGGAACGUGCGCACCAGACUGCGCAGAUGAUGCUCCACACACUCAUCCGCCCGGAUCAGAAGGACUGUGUUAACCGCCUUCCCGACCUCGAGUUCGCCUACAACACUUCGGUGCACCCAACGAUUGGCAUGACUCCAUUUGAGUUGCAUCACGGUGUACGAAAAGGACGUAUCUUCGCAGACAUUUUGCUUCCACAGGCUGCCGAUAUCGAUGCCGCUUGCUCCCUCGCUUCUACACGGAAGAGUGCUCGAGAGGAAGCAGGAGUGCUGCCGGCGGAGCUGGAGGACAGCAAAGGAGCGUGGCGAGGGAGGAGACAGCCAUAGCCUUGGCAGGAGCACUUUGCUCCACCCCUUGGCAGGCUGGUAUCUAGGGGGACUUUGCGGCAGCGUGGUGAGUAAAAAGACUAUGUAUGAAAGCGGGACAAAAUGCUAUUUGACAAAAGGACGGAGAGUUUCGCCUCCUUACCUUUUUCCUUUCGUCAAUGAGUUGGGUGAACUUGCUUGCUAUUUUUAAAGGAUAAUCGAUGGGUGCCGUGAGAAAAGGAAUUUUGAAAACAGAAAGAGAAUCAAAGCAUAAUGAAUUU
Molecule: messenger RNA, 1611 nt
Organism: Chara braunii
Lineage: Eukaryota; Viridiplantae; Streptophyta; Charophyceae; Charales; Characeae
Source: the annotation of a GenBank genome assembly